AUGGCCUUCACGUUUCGACUGGUGAAUGGGAGCAUCUUCAUUAUAACGCCAGGAGGAUCUCGGCACCGUGUGGUUACUAUGGCUGAGCUGGAGCUGAUUCCGGACUCCGUGUCCCCACGAGAUGAGCCGGGCACAACAUCGAAGAGAUCUGCGCCGAACGUAGCAGUUGCUGUAGGCCCUGGACAAGCUUCCUCUGUGGUGUCCAGACAGGCCAGAGGCGCCAACCCGAGGACACUCCGAUCCGCGGUCAAAAAACAAACAACAAAACAAACA
Iphiclides podalirius (scarce swallowtail) is the source of this 273-nucleotide messenger RNA. The record is from the annotation of a GenBank genome assembly. NCBI's taxonomy places the organism in Eukaryota, Metazoa, Arthropoda, Insecta, Lepidoptera, Papilionidae.